Molecule: messenger RNA, 3728 nt
Organism: Cannabis sativa
Lineage: Eukaryota; Viridiplantae; Streptophyta; Magnoliopsida; Rosales; Cannabaceae
Product: cellulose synthase A catalytic subunit 1 [UDP-forming]
Exons: 14
Coding region: 180-3419 (1079 amino acids)
Biological process (GO): cellulose biosynthetic process; plant-type primary cell wall biogenesis
Cellular component (GO): trans-Golgi network; plasma membrane
Molecular function (GO): cellulose synthase (UDP-forming) activity
Source: RefSeq, a predicted model, not a curated record
AAAGCGAUAAAAUGACCCACUGCAGCCGUUAGGGAGACAAAGAUAGUACGGCAAUGGCGUAUUGAAGGGGCGAAGAAUUCACUGUCUUCUUCUCUCUUCACUACGCACCUUAUUAUCUGAAUACCAGGAAAACACUCUGCGAUCAGCCACUGAAGGCUGAGGAAUCAAGUUGAAGAGUCAUGGAAGCCAAUGCCGGAUUGGUUGCCGGGUCUCACACGAGGAAUGAGCUCGUUCGGAUUCGUCACGAUUCCGAUAAUGGGCCCAAACCCGUGGAUUUGAGUGGCCAAAUAUGUAAGAUCUGUGGGGCUGCUGUUGGUCUGACAGCUGAUGGUGAUGUAUUUGUUGCUUGCAAUGAGUGUGCAUACCCAGUUUGUCGGCCUUGUUAUGAAUAUGAAAGAAAAGAGGGAGACCAAUCUUGCCCAAAGUGCAAGACUAGGUAUCAAAGGCUCAAAGGGAGUCCUCGUGUGGAUGGCGAUGAUGAUGAGGAUGGAGAUGAUGAUCUGGAGAAUGAGUUCAAUUAUGGUCAAGGUAAUAGCAAUGCAAGACGCCGGUGGCAAGUAGAAGAUGCUGACCUCUCAUCUUCCUCUAGACAUGAGUCUCAACAGCCGAUUCGCCUCCUCACCAAUGGGCAGCCGGUAUCUGGUGAGAUUCCAUGUGCUACACCUGAUAACCAAUCUGUGAGAACAACUUCAGGUCCUUUGGGUCCUGGGGACAAGCAUCUUCCUUAUGUUGAUCCUCGGCUUCCUGUUCCAGUGAGGAUCGUGGAUCCAUCAAAAGACCUGAACUCGUAUGGGCUAGGGAAUGUUGACUGGAAAGAAAGGGUUGAAGGUUGGAAGCUUAAACAAGAUAAAAAUAUGAUUCAGGUGACCAGCAAAUAUACAGAUGGGAAAGGAGACAUGGAAGGGACUGGUUCAAAUGGAGAAGAACUCCAAAUGACUGAUGAUGCUCGACAACCAUUGAGUCGGGUGGUGCCAAUUUCUUCAUCCCAUAUGACUCCUUAUCGUAUUGUGAUCAUACUUCGGCUUAUUAUUCUGGGUUUCUUUUUACAAUACCGUGCAACUAACCCAGUGAAAGAUGCGUACCCAUUAUGGCUGAUAUCAGUUAUCUGUGAGAUUUGGUUUGCAUUAUCGUGGCUUCUAGAUCAAUUUCCAAAAUGGUGUCCAGUUAACCGUGAGACCUAUCUGGACAGGCUUGCAUUGAGGUAUGAUCGUGAAGGUGAACCAUCACAGUUAGCUCCAAUCGAUGUUUUUGUGAGUACUGUGGAUCCCCUCAAGGAGCCCCCACUUGUUACAGCAAACACUGUUUUGUCUAUACUUGCUGUGGACUAUCCUGUCGACAAAGUCUCUUGUUAUGUAUCAGAUGAUGGUUCGGCAAUGUUGACCUUUGAAUCCCUUUCUGAAACUGCUGAGUUUGCUAGAAAAUGGGUGCCCUUUUGCAAGAAACAUAACAUUGAACCAAGGGCCCCUGAGUUUUAUUUUGCCCAAAAGAUAGACUACUUGAAGGACAAAAUACAACCGUCUUUUGUGAAAGAGCGUCGAGCAAUGAAGAGGGAAUACGAAGAAUAUAAGGUACGGAUCAAUGCCCUUGUAGCAAAAGCACAGAAGAUGCCUGAGGAAGGUUGGACAAUGCAGGAUGGCACUCCCUGGCCUGGAAAUAAUUCUAGGGAUCAUCCUGGAAUGAUUCAGGUUUUCUUAGGACAUAGUGGGGGCCUUGAUACUGAUGGAAAUGAGUUGCCUCGACUUGUUUACGUCUCUCGUGAGAAGCGUCCUGGUUUCCAGCAUCACAAGAAAGCCGGAGCAAUGAAUGCUUUGAUUCGAGUGUCAGCUGUCCUUACCAAUGGUGCUUAUCUCUUGAAUGUCGAUUGUGAUCACUACUUCAAUAACAGUAAGGCUCUUAAAGAAGCAAUGUGUUUCAUGAUGGACCCUGCUUAUGGGAGGAAGACCUGUUAUGUACAAUUUCCUCAGCGUUUUGAUGGCAUUGACAAUCACGAUCGAUAUGCAAAUCGCAAUAUUGUCUUCUUUGAUAUCAACUUGAAAGGGCUGGAUGGCAUCCAAGGUCCAGUUUAUGUGGGAACGGGUUGUUGUUUCAACAGGAAAGCUUUAUAUGGGUAUGAUCCAAUAUUAACCGAGGAAGAUUUAGAACCAAACAUAAUUGUGAAGAGUUGUUGUGGUUCAAGAAAAAAAGCAAAGCAUAGCAACAAGAAGUACGUUGAUAAAAAGAGAGCAGCUAAAAGAACCGAGUCUACUAUUCCGAUUUUCAAUAUGGAAGACAUCGAGGAGGGUGUUGAAGGUUACGAUGAUGAGAGAGCACUUCUUAUGUCCCAGAAGAGCUUAGAGAAGCGUUUCGGACAAUCUCCUGUUUUUAUUGCAGCCACCUUCAUGGAACAAGGAGGUAUCCCACCAUCAACCAACCCUGCAACACUUUUGAAGGAAGCGAUCCAUGUAAUUAGCUGUGGAUACGAAGACAAGACUGAGUGGGGAAAAGAGAUUGGAUGGAUCUAUGGUUCAGUGACUGAAGAUAUUUUAACUGGGUUUAAGAUGCAUGCUCGUGGCUGGAUUUCAAUAUACUGCAUGCCUCCUCGCCCAGCAUUUAAGGGUUCUGCUCCUAUCAAUCUUUCUGAUCGUUUGAACCAAGUGCUUCGAUGGGCCUUGGGAUCCAUUGAAAUUUUGCUUAGCAGACAUUGCCCCAUUUGGUAUGGUUACAAUGGGAAACUCAGACUUUUGGAGCGAUUGGCAUACAUUAACACCAUUGUGUAUCCCCUUACCUCUAUUCCACUGCUUUUUUACUGUGCCCUCCCCGCUUUCUGCCUUCUCACUGGAAAAUUUAUUAUUCCGGAGUUAAGCAACUUGGCUAGCAUGUGGUUCAUACUGCUUUUCGUAUCCAUUUUUGCUACUGGAAUUCUUGAGCUCAGGUGGAGUGGUGUCAGCAUUGAGGACUGGUGGAGAAAUGAACAGUUUUGGGUCAUUGGGGGAACAUCAGCUCAUCUUUUUGCUGUCUUCCAAGGUUUGUUGAAAGUUCUUGCUGGGAUUGAUACAAACUUCACUGUUACUUCCAAGGCAUCUGAUGAUGAUGGAGACUUUGCGGAGCUCUAUGUGUUUAAAUGGACAGCUCUUCUCAUCCCUCCAACUACAGUUCUUAUAAUUAACUUGGUAGGUAUUGUGGCUGGUGUUUCACAUGCCAUAAACAGUGGCUACCAGUCUUGGGGACCACUGUUUGGGAAGCUCUUCUUUGCAAUAUGGGUCAUUGCCCAUUUGUACCCCUUCUUGAAGGGUCUCCUGGGUCGACAAAACCGUACUCCUACAAUUGUCAUUGUUUGGUCCAUUCUUCUUGCUUCCAUCUUCUCCUUGCUUUGGGUGCGUAUAGAUCCAUUCACCUCAGAUGCUGCAAAAGCUGCAUCUCAAUGUGGCGUCAACUGUUAGUACACUGAAGAAGAGUUCAUUUUUGUUUGAUCACAAACCUUGUGUGUGUGUAUAUAUAGCAAGAAACCAAACGGAAAUCUGGUGGAGGUGUGUGCAUAUGAUAAAUUAUACAACUUUACGCACUUUCUAUUUUGAGUGGGUACCUACUGAAAUAGUUUCUUGAACUAUCUCUACUUGGAGUAUUUGUUGCUUGUGCAGUCUUGUGAUGAUUCAUUCAUUGUAAACGGUUAUGUAGGAGCUAUUUAUCUCUACUUUUGCCUUGAAACAAUAAAAUUUGAUGAUGUUUGCUACAUCAGAUUAGCUUGAUAA